GUUAAAAAUAGUACUACGCCAUGUAUAAAAUGAAAUUGCAGCGCGGAAACGCCUCAUAAACCUGCCUCAACUACAUCCUAAAGACAAAAAAUGCCUAUUGAAGUUAAAGCUAAAAGUUCCCCCGAAGAAAAACACGAUUUUGACGUGAAUGCCGUCAUAUUCCAUAAGGGAUUCAUUUACAGUGGUGCUGAUGACGGAAAAAUAAUUAAAUGGGAUGAGAAUAUUAAGAAAAUUACCGAAUGUCAAGCGCAUCCGUGCUCCAUUUAUUCUCUAGCUGCUAUUGAAGAAACAAUUUACUCUUGUUCCAAUGACGGAACAGUAAAGGCCUGGACAUUGGAUUUGAAAGAGAAAUCAACUAUAGUUGAAAACACUGCGGUAGAAUUUUGGAAGUUAGCUGUUUCCGAUGGCAUCUUAUUCGCGGGAGACGACAAAGGUGGUAUUAUGUCUAUCAUAAAUGACAAACCGCACGCCAUGUAUGAAAUUCUUGAAGGCAUCAAGGACAUGCAAGCGGAUGGUAAAACACUUUUCACUGGCAAAGACAUCGAUAUUACAGUGACUACAAUUGGAGAUGGUCCUAAACCCCAAUUUGCAACUAAAAAAGUAAUGCAGGGUCGCGCUCCAAUCACCUUGGCAAAAGAUAAAUUAAUAUUUGUGGAUAUUCCAGCAACUGGCCUAUUGAUACAUGAGAAUAAUAGCGAUGGCCAGUUUAAACCAGUUACAAUGAAGCCAGCUGCGCAUUCAAUGAUUAUCAACGCUGUAGCCGGCCAAAGAGAGCAAUCAACCGCCGAGACGGUUUUCUACAGCGGUAGUUGGGAUAAAACCAUUAAAAAGUGGAAAAUCGCCGACGGAAAAUGCGAUAUUCUAGAAACAAUUGAUGUCGGAUUGGUUGUCAAUGCAUUGAUGGUGGAUCCAAAUGGCCGAUUAUUUGGAGGUUUAGCUGAUGGCUUUGUUAUUAGAGUUCAAUAAGAAUAAUAAAUAAACUGUCAGUCCCUAUCGUGGCAAAAACCACAUGAUAAUCUUUGAUCUGUAAUUAAUUUAUAAUAUACGUAUUUCCCCUA
This is a messenger RNA of Dalotia coriaria, 1058 nucleotides long. RefSeq lists its product as uncharacterized. Lineage: Eukaryota; Metazoa; Arthropoda; Insecta; Coleoptera; Staphylinidae. The transcript has 5 exons. Gene Ontology annotation, molecular function: protein binding. Bases 91 to 966 code for a protein of 291 amino acids. The record is from RefSeq and is a predicted model, not a curated record.